CGCCAUUGCCGUGUUUGACCUCAAAAGCUCUUGUUACGGCGUGGCUAGAGAGAGGAAACCGCAGAUUUUUUGUUUUUCUUUUCGUUUCAUUUCGUAUUUUUCCGUUUCGACUUUUAUAUAUAUAUAUAUAUAUUUAUAUUUCUAAAUCGCCAUUUCGCAUCACUGUCGUCUCGUGUUCGUUCUUCGCUCGGUUUUCCUGAUCUCCUCCUUCCCUGCGAUUUUCAUUCUCGAGGUUUCGAUUUUCGCUAGAAAGUUGCGUCCUUUUACCUCAGAGAUUUGAUCGGUUAUGCGACGGGAAAUUGCCGGUGAAAUUGGGUUAGUUCUUUGAUCGAGAAGAAGAGGAAGACGGAGAGAUGAGACGCGCGAACAACAACACUCGGGAUACCAUAAGCGCCGCUGCCACGGCGAUCGCUUCGGCUGAGAAUCGUGUGCCUCAGGCUUCGGUUCAGAAGAGAAGCUGGCGAAGCUGCUGGAGUAUAUACUGGUGUUUUGGGUAUCAGAAACAGAGCAAACGAAUUGGACAUGCUAUUCUUGUUCCGGAAACAUCUGCCUCUGGAGCUGAGGUUCCUGCAGCAGAAAAUCCAACUCAAGCACCUCCUGUAAUAUUUCCCUUUGUUGCACCUCCUUCCUCCCCAGCUUCUUUCCUUCAGUCUGAUCCCCCGUCUUGUACCCAAUCACCAGCGGGCUUACUCUCCCUCACCUCUAUAUCUGCCAGUAUGUACUCUCCUGGUCCUGCAUCCAUGUUCGCUAUUGGACCUUAUGCCCAUGAGACCCAGUUAGUCUCACCACCAGUCUUCUCCACCUUUACCACUGAGCCAUCUACUGCCCCUUUUACUCCACCUCCUGAGUCUGUCCAUUUGACUACACCUUCCUCUCCUGAAGUACCAUUUGCUCGGCUUCUUGAUCCCUAUCACCAAAAUGGUGAACCUGGUCAGCGAUAUGCUUUGGCCCAAUAUGAAUUUCAAUCUUAUCAGCUUUAUCCUGGAAGCCCUGUCAGCCACUUGAUCUCGCCCAGUUCAGGUACCUCAUCUCCUUUUCCUGAUCGUGAGUUUACUCCGGGUGGUCCUCAGUUCGUUCAGUUUCAAAUAGGUGACCCUCCCAAGCUCUUGUACCUUGACAAAAUGUCUGCCCAGGAAUGGGCAUCAAGGCAAGGAUCUGGUUCGUUGACCCCUGAUGCUGUGGGACCUAGACCCAGGGAUUGCAUUCUUCUGGAUCGAAAAAAUUCUGAUAUUGCACCACUUGCAAGUUCAUCUAAUGGAACCCGAGCUGAUGAGGCAGUAGUCGAUCAUAGAGUAUCUUUUGAGAUUACAGCUGAAGACGUUGUCAGAUGCAUGGCAAAGGAGCCAUCACUGGUCAAGUCUGGAGCACUGUCUGUAGACGUCUAUGCUGAUGGAAGAGAUGAAAAUUCAACCGACUCAGCCAACAAUAGGGAGGGCCAUCAUGGGGAAAUAUCCAAUGACGUGUCUGAGAAAGCUUCUGCAGAAACAGAGGAUGGACACCGUCCCCAGAGGCAUCGCUCUGUUUCUCUUGGAUCUGUCAAGGAAUUCAAUUUUGACAAUGCAGAUGGAGCGCACUCUGAUAAAGUUGCUAUUGGACCUGACUGGUGGGCUAAUGAGAAGAUGCUUGGGAAGGAGGGUAGCGCCUGUAACAACUGGUCCUUCUUUCCCAUGAUGCAGCCAGGUGUCAGCUAACUGGUGCCCUUUGAUGCUUACUAUUUGGCACCACAAAGGGUUUUGUGUCGAAGUCAUGAUGUCGUGAACCCGGCUUGUAGAUGUCACUCAACAAUCUUCAACUGGCACUGUUGCGAAUUGGGUGCUUCAAGCUGAGGAGAUGCCUUGCAGUAGCGACUUAUACUACAUGAAGGCUGUUUCCCAGCACCUCAUCUUCUGGAAAAGGAGACUGGAGAUGUUUGUUAGGGUUUUAGUAUGCAUGGUGCGUCGCUUUCUCUCUGUUCCAUUUUCUUUGCAUCCAUUUUUCUUGCCUUAGGUAUGGAAGGAUGCAUACGCUGCUAAUUGCAGUGGUGGGGAUACUUGUAGCUGUUCUUCCGGUUCUGUAAUAUAUAGGUAAUAGAUCAGAACAGUGGUCAAAAUGGUGCUGCUGAGAACAAUCUCUCUUUGCUAUCUGAAUGGUGUCAUUGUUAGGACU
Molecule: messenger RNA, 2145 nt
Organism: Diospyros lotus (date-plum)
Lineage: Eukaryota; Viridiplantae; Streptophyta; Magnoliopsida; Ericales; Ebenaceae
Exons: 2
Coding region: 354-1691 (445 amino acids)
Source: RefSeq, a predicted model, not a curated record